Cebus imitator (Panamanian white-faced capuchin) is the source of this 3925-nucleotide messenger RNA. It is a transcript of the gene RECQL4, whose product is annotated as RecQ like helicase 4. Gene Ontology annotation, cellular component: cytoplasm; chromosome; nucleus. The record is from RefSeq and is a predicted model, not a curated record. Lineage: Eukaryota; Metazoa; Chordata; Mammalia; Primates; Cebidae. Gene Ontology annotation, molecular function: 3'-5' DNA helicase activity; four-way junction helicase activity; nucleic acid binding. Gene Ontology annotation, biological process: telomere maintenance; double-strand break repair via homologous recombination; DNA replication. The transcript has 20 exons. The coding region runs from base 81 to 3791 and encodes 1236 amino acids.
ACAUUGGCUGUCGGCCCCAGCGUCUGCAGCGCGGGAGACUAGUUGAACUGCCGCGGGCGCUGUGGCUGGGCGGGCGCACCAUGGAGCGGCUGCGGGACCUGCGGGAGCGGCUGCAGGCGUGGGAGCGCGCGUUCCGGCAGCAGCACGGGCGGCGGCCAAGCCAGGACGAUGUGAAGGCGGCGCCGGAGGAGACCCGCGCGCUCUACCGGGAAUACAGUUCUCUGAAGCGGACGGUGCGUCAGUCCGGUGGCGGCGGCGGGCCCCGCAGCCCAGAGUCGCUCCCCGCGGCGGCCGAGGAGGCGCCAGAGCCACACUGCUGGGGGCCCCACCUGAAUCGGGCUGCGACCCAGAGUCCACAACCUACCCCAGGGCGGAGCUGUCAGGGCUCGUUCCGGGACUAUGGGCAGCGACUCAAGGCCAAUCUGAAAGGCACCUUGCAGGCCAGCCCAGCUCUGGGCCACAGACCUUGGCCUCCAGAAAGAUCCUCAUCCAAGACACCCAUCCCAAAGCUCCCAGGCACAGGACUUGUCCCCACCUUUGCAGAAAAAGUCAGUGAUAUGCCUCCACAGCCUUCUGGGCCCCGGCCAAGGCCUGGUCGGCUCCAGCACCUGCGGGCAUCCCUGAGCCUACGGCUGGGCUCCCUAGAUCCUGGCUGGUUGCAACGGUGUCACAGUGGGGUCCCAGACUUUCUGGGGGCCCCCAAACCCUGCAGGCCUGGCCUAGGCUCAGAGGAAUCACAACUUCUGACCACCGGUGAGUCCGCUGUCCUUGGUCCUGGUGCUCGCUCCCAGGGCCCAGAGGCUUCAGCCCUCCAAGAAGUCAGCAUCGGUGCAGGGAGCCCCCAACCCAGCAGCAGUCGAGGCGAGAAGCGGAGACGGAAUGAGGUGCCCUGGGGGAGCCCCACACAGGUCCAGCAGCAGAGCAGUCAGGCUGGACCUCCGUCUGAGGCGGCUGAGGCCAUAGCACUUGAGGAAGACUCUCCAGGGGAACCUGUACAGGCACAGCCACCUCAGCCCUGCAGCAGUCGGUCGACCCCCAGGUACCACAGACUCAGCCCCUCCAGUCAAGCCAGGGCAGAGAAGGCUGAGGGCAUAGCCCACUUGCACAUUUUCCCUAGGAUGGCUGGCCAUGACAGGGGCAAUUACGUACGGCUGAACAUGAAGCAGAAACGCUAUGUGCGGGGCCGGGCACUCCGUGGCAGGCUUCUCUGCAAGCAGGCACGGAAGCAGAAGUGGCGAAAGAAAGGGGAGUGUUUUGGCCGUGGUGAUACCACAGUCACAAUCAAGGAGUCUUGUUUCCUGAAUGGGCAGUUUGAUCACAGGGCACCCCAGUGUCCCCAGCCAGCAAGUGAGGAAGACACAGACCCUGAUAGGCCUGAGCCACUGGUUCCUGCGCUACAGCCUGUGCCUGAGUUGCCUGGCCUGGCCCCCACCGUGCUGCCACUCUACUCCCUGGGGCCCUCAGGGCAGGUGGCAGAGACGCCAGCGGAGGUGUUCCAUGCCCUGGAGCAACUGGGGCACCAAGACUUCCGCCCCAGGCAAGAGCGUGCGGUCAUGCAGAUCCUCUCUGGCAUCUCCACGCUGCUGGUGCUGCCCACAGGGGCUGGCAAGUCCCUGUGCUACCAGCUUCCGGCACUGCUCUACGCCCGGCGCAGCCCCUGCCUCACACUGGUCAUCUCUCCCCUGCUGUCACUCAUGGACGACCAGGUGUCUCGCCUGCCCCCGUGUCUCAAGGCAGCCUGCAUCCACUCGGGCAUGACCAGUAAGCAGCGGGAGUCUGUCCUGCAGAAGGUUCAGGCAGGCCAGGUACAUGUGCUGCUGCUGACCCCCGAGGCACUGGUGGGAGCCGGGGGUCUCCCUCCAGCCACACAGCUGCCUCCAGUGGCUUUUGCCUGCAUCGAUGAGGCCCACUGCCUCUCCCAGUGGUCCCACAACUUCCGGCCCUGCUACCUGCGUGUCUGUAAGGUGCUUCGGGAGCGGAUGGGCGUGCAUUGCUUCCUAGGUCUCACGGCCACAGCCACACGCCGCACAGCCAGUGAUGUGGCCCAGCACCUGGCUGUGGCCGAAGAGCCUGGCCUCCAUGGGCCAGCCCCAGUUCCCGCUAACCUGCACCUUUCCGUGUCCAUGGACAGGGACACAGACCAGGCUCUGUUAACUCUGCUGCAAGGCGAACGCUUUCGAAACCUGGAUUCCAUCAUCAUUUAUUGCAACCGGCGGGAGGACACAGAGCGGGUUGCUGCACUUCUCCGAACCUGCCUGCAUCCGGCCCAGGGCCCAGGGCCUAAAGGUCGUGCCCCCAAAACCAUGGCUGAGGCCUACCACGCAGGCAUGUGCAGCCGGGAACGGCAGCGGGUACAAAGGGCCUUCAUGCAGGGCCAGCUGCGAGUGGUGGUAGCCACAGUGGCCUUCGGGAUGGGGCUGGACCGGCCAGACGUGCGGGCUGUGUUGCAUCUGGGGCUGCCCCCAAGCUUUGAGAGCUAUGUGCAGGCCGUGGGACGGGCCGGGCGUGACGGGCAGCCUGCCCACUGCCAUCUCUUCCUGCAGCCCCAGGGGGAAGACCUGCGAGAGCUGCGCAGACACGUGCACGCCAACGGCAUGGACUUCUGGGCCGUCAAGAGACUGGUGCAGCGCGUAUUCCCAUCCUGUACCUGCGCCAGGCUGCCCGCAGAGCAGGAGGGGGCCAGGGGUGGGGACAUCCCUGUGGCCGAGUCCCCCCCUCAAGAGGUGGAGCAGCUUGGUGGCCGCCAAGCAGCCCCAGGACCUAGAAGGGCCUGUGUGGGCCACGAACGGGCACUCCCAGUGCAGCCGACCGUCCAGGCCUUGGACAUGCCAGAGGAGGGUGAGGAACCCAGGGUAAACCACGGGGGUGUGGAUGGGCCGGCCCCACGUUCCCUGAGCCCUGCUCUGCCCCCAGCCAUCGAGACUUUGCUGUGCUACCUGGAGUUGCACCCACGGCACUGGCUGGAGCUGUUGGCGACCACCUAUGCCCGUUGCUAUCUGCACUGCUCUGGCGGCCCUGCCCAGCUCCAGGCCCUGGCCCACAGGUGUCCCCCUUUGGCUGUGUGCUUGGCCCAGCGGCUGCCUGAGGACCCAGGACAAGGCAGCAGCUCAGUAGAGUUUGACAUGGUCGAGCUGGUGGACUCCAUGGACUGGGAGCUGGCCUGUGUGCGGCGGGCUCUCUACCAGCUGCAGUGGGACCACGAACCUCGGACAGGUUUGUGGCGGAGCACAGGGGUACUUGUGGAGUUCAGGGAGCUGGCCUUCCACCUUCGCACCCCAGGUGACCUGACCGCUGAGGAGAAGGACCAGAUCUGUGACUUCCUGUAUGGCCGUGUACAGGCCCGGGAGCACCAGGCCUUGGCCCAUCUGCACAGAACCUUCCAGGCCUUUCACAGCGUAGCCUUCCCCAGCUGUGGGCCCUGCCUGGAGCAGCAGGAUGAGGAGCGCAGUACCAGGCUCAAGGACCUGCUCAGCCGCUACUUUGAGGAAGUGGAAGAGGAAGCACAGGGGCCCGGCGCCUUGGGGGAUGCACAGGGUCCCGAGCCAGGGCAGGCCAGGCUCCAAGAUUGGGAAGACCAGGUCCGCCGUGACAUCCGUCAGCUCCUAUCCCUGAGGCCAGAGGAGAAGUUCUCAGGCAGGGCUGUGGCCCGCAUCUUCCACGGCAUCGGAAGCCCCUGCUACCCAGCCCAGGUGUUCGGGCAGGACCGGCGCUUCUGGAGAAAAUACCUGCACCUGAGCUUCCACGCUCUGGUGCGCCUGGCCACAGAAGAGCUGCUGCAGGUGGGCCGCUGACUGCACCGCGUGGAGGAUGUGGGGCAGAGCUGGGAUUGUCAGCGGCAAGGACAAUGACAAGCCCUGGGCAAAACCUGCCACAGGGCGUGGGACGAGGAGGCUCUAAAAGCAGAAUAAAAAGUGCUUACCUUUUU